Messenger RNA from Neopelma chrysocephalum (saffron-crested tyrant-manakin), 339 nucleotides. Its product is annotated as copine-8-like. Gene Ontology annotation, biological process: cellular response to calcium ion. Gene Ontology annotation, cellular component: plasma membrane. The transcript is spliced from 5 exons. Gene Ontology annotation, molecular function: calcium-dependent phospholipid binding. The annotation marks the transcript as partial. Lineage: Eukaryota; Metazoa; Chordata; Aves; Passeriformes; Pipridae. The record is from RefSeq and is a predicted model, not a curated record.
CUCACUCUCCCUCUCCCUCCCCCCAGGCAGCUCCUGGACCGGGACACCUUCUCCAAGUCGGACCCCCUGUGUGUGUUGUACACGCAGCGCCCGGGCAGCCACCAAUGGCGGGAGUUUGGCCGGACCGAGGUCAUCGACAAUUCCCUGAAUCCCGAUUUCCUGCGGAAGUUCGUGCUGGAUUUCUGCUUCGAGGAGCGGCAGAACCUGCGCUUCGACCUGUACGACGUGGACUCCAAGAGCCCCGACCUCUCCAAGCACGAUUUCCUGGGCCAGGCCUUCUGCACCCUGGGCGAGAUCGUGGGCGCUGCCGGCGGCCGCCUGGAGAGACCCCUCACGUGA